Talaromyces rugulosus is the source of this 1767-nucleotide messenger RNA. RefSeq lists its product as uncharacterized. The transcript is spliced from 7 exons. Gene Ontology annotation, cellular component: cytoplasm. Gene Ontology annotation, biological process: protein depalmitoylation. Lineage: Eukaryota; Fungi; Ascomycota; Eurotiomycetes; Eurotiales; Trichocomaceae. The coding region runs from base 1 to 1767 and encodes 588 amino acids. Gene Ontology annotation, molecular function: nitronate monooxygenase activity; carboxylic ester hydrolase activity; palmitoyl-(protein) hydrolase activity. The record is from RefSeq and is a predicted model, not a curated record.
AUGGCUCAGCUCGCCAAGAACUUGCUGCGUUCAUAUCCUUGGGCAACAACGCCCUUUAUCGUGAGUGCGCCGAUGCGCGUCAUGGCCGGUCCUGCAUUAGCUCUUGCUACAUCACGCGCUGGUGGACUUGGCUUUCUUGGACCAACGGUCAAGACGUCAGAUAUGGUCGCUGAUCUAGAGAAAGUCUCGGCAACACUGAAGAGCUCUGCUACGUCCUCGAAUUCACCAUCGGGUUUCAAUGAUAUUUCGUCCAAGACAGCUUCACUCCCUAUCGGAGUAGGCUUUCAGCUAUGGAGCGACGACUUGGAGGCGGCGGCUUCGGCCAUUCACAAAUUCAAACCCUGCGCUGCCUGGCUUUUCGCCCCGCGUGAGGGGCAACGAGAUAUUGAGGAAUGGUCACGCAGAAUCCGCAGCGCUUCACCAGGCACACAAAUAUGGGUACAAAUUGGAACCAUUACAGAAGCAAAACUACUAGCUCAGAGUUCCGAGCAACCAGACGUGAUUGUUGUGCAAGGGUCAGAGGCUGGCGGCCAUGGUCGAGCCAAAGAUGGCCUUGGUCUCAUGGCUCUUUUCCCAGAAGUUGCCGAUGUAUUGGCCGACACUCAUAUACCUCUGUUUGCAGCAGGGGGGAUUGCUGAUGGACGAGGAGCUGCAGCCGCUCUAUGUCUCGGAGCCUCGGGGAUUGUGAUGGGAACGCGUUUCCUUGCUUCAACAGAGGCGCGUAUUAGCAAAGGUUAUCAGGACGAGAUUGUGCGUGCCAGCAAUGGAGCAAUAACCACGACACGCACUUUGCUCUAUAAUCAUCUCCGAGGUACAACGGGCUGGCCGGAGCCAUACAGUCCUCGCACGAUUAUAAACCGAUCUUUUAUUGAACAUCAAGCCGGACGGUCGUUUGACGAAUUAAAGGAACUCCAUGACCAAGCUACUAAGACUGGUGAUAAUGGCUGGGGACCAGAAGGAAGGCUAGCCACGUAUGCAGGCGCUUCCAUUGGGUUGAUCCACGAGGUGAAAGAUGCUGCCUCGAUUGUCCACGAUAUGUCUGGUCGAGCACCAUUCAUCGUCCCCGCGCUGAAGAAGCACACGGCUACAGUCAUCAUGGCUCAUGGCCUUGGAGACAGUGGCGCUGGUUGGGUGGGCCUUGCACAAAACUGGCGACGCCGAAACAAGUUCGAUGAGAUUUCGUUCAUCUUCCCGAAUGCACCGUCAAUCCCGAUUACAGUUAAUAUGGGCAUGAGCAUGCCAGGUUGGUAUGAUAUUGCUCACCUUGGUCGUGACAUGGGAUUCGAAGAACUUCAACAAAACCAAGAUGAACGCGGCAUCUUGAAAUCCCGCGAUUACUUCAACACCCUAAUCAAGGAAGAAAUCGACAAGGGAAUCGACCCAUCUCGUAUCGUCCUCGGUGGCUUUUCUCAGGGUGGAGCAAUUUCUCUGUUUACUGGAGUUACAAACACACGCAAACUUGGGGGUGUCUUUGGGAUGUCGUCCUACCUUCUCCUCGCUGAGAGGCUCAAGGAAUUUUGCCCGGAAGGCGAACUUCCAAACCAAAAGACUCCUUUCUUCCUUGCCCACGGUAUGGUUGAUGAUGUGGUCAAGUUUGAAUUCGGCGACAUGACUCAGAAACAUCUCAAGAGCUUGGGCUUCGACGUUGAAUUCCACAGUUAUCCUGAUCUCCCUCAUUCUGCCGAACCAGCGGAGAUUGAAGACCUUGAAAACUUUAUCUCAAAGGUCCUCCCACCUCAGUCAGAAGCAGGCGCAGCAGGUCUCUGA